Messenger RNA from Diospyros lotus (date-plum), 3185 nucleotides. RefSeq names its product beta-xylosidase/alpha-L-arabinofuranosidase 2-like. Gene Ontology annotation, cellular component: plant-type cell wall. Gene Ontology annotation, molecular function: alpha-L-arabinofuranosidase activity; xylan 1,4-beta-xylosidase activity. The coding region runs from base 543 to 2852 and encodes 769 amino acids. The record is from RefSeq and is a predicted model, not a curated record. Gene Ontology annotation, biological process: xylan catabolic process; arabinan catabolic process. NCBI's taxonomy places the organism in Eukaryota, Viridiplantae, Streptophyta, Magnoliopsida, Ericales, Ebenaceae. The transcript is spliced from 7 exons.
UAAACCUAGAGAGGAAUUAGCUUCCAUAAUGGCUUUCUCCGGGCUACUUUGAAGCCGAAAUCCCAGCCGCUGCCGGUUACCCUUCACGUGAGUUACAGAAACAGUGAUUCAUCCAUUAAUUAAUUAAUUAAUUAAACCCUGUAGAUUUCUUUCUCCAUCCAGACAGUCAGUCCAUCCAAGAAAAUUUAAUCAGCAGAGCGAAGUGAGGCAGAACUUUCCGAGGAAACAAACAACAGUUGCAAAGGCUAUAAUGGAAGGGAAAAUCCUUCACGGGCUUUCCCCGGUUCAAGCCUAGUGGAAGGGAAAAUCCAAUCCAAGGCACUGUGCUGUGUUUGGCACUCUGGAAAAUUAAUUGAAGGGCCGCCUCCUUCCCAGGCUAGUUUACAUUCAUCCUUCACGGGCUGCUUACAAAGCAACAUGUGUUUUUGAAGCUCUUUUAUCUCUAUAAAAGCAAACUCUCCUCCUCCUCCUCCUCCUUCUUCUUCUUAUUCGUACCCCAUUUCUCGUUCCAAGUUGGAAGCUUUUCUUGGCAAAGGUCAAGAAUGGCCUCUGCCUGCUCUGCCCAGUUGCUCUGUUUCAACAUUUUGGUGUUCAUCUUCUUCUGUUUCACGGGCCGGGUUUCGGGCCAGGGGUCGCCGGUUUAUGCUUGUGACACGGCUGCGAAUCCCGGGGUGGCGAGUUUCAAGUUCUGUAAUCCGGCGGCCGGGGUGGCGGAGCGGGUGACUGACUUGGUGGGGCGGCUGACGCUGCCGGAGAAAAUUGGGUUCUUGGUGAAUGCCGCCGGAAGCGUCAGCCGGCUCGGGAUUCCCAAGUACGAGUGGUGGUCGGAGGCUUUGCACGGCGUUUCCAAUGUCGGUCCGGGGACCCAUUUCUCCAGCUUGGUCCCCGGCGCCACCAGCUUCCCUCAGGUUAUCCUCACCGCGGCUUCCUUCAACGUCUCUCUGUUCGAAGCCAUUGGGAAGGUGGUGUCAACUGAGGCCAGAGCAAUGUACAAUGUAGGUUUAGCUGGAUUGACAUACUGGUCACCCAAUGUGAACAUAGUCCGGGACCCGAGAUGGGGGAGAGCGCAGGAGACUCCGGGGGAAGAUCCACUUCUCACCAGCAAGUAUGCAGCAGGCUAUGUUAGAGGCCUGCAGCAGAGGGAUGAUGGUGACACCCAGCGGCUCAAGGUUGCUGCCUGCUGUAAACACUACACGGCCUAUGACGUCGAUAAUUGGAAAGGCGUCGAUCGUUAUCAUUUCAAUGCCAUCGUGACAAAGCAGGAUAUGGAUGACACGUUCCAGCCCCCUUUCAAGAGCUGUGUUCUUGAUGGGAAUGUUGCCAGUGUGAUGUGUUCCUACAACCAAGUGAAUGGCAAGCCGACGUGUGCCGAUCCCGACCUGCUCGCCGGCGUGAUCCGUGGCCAGUGGAAGCUAAAUGGGUACAUAGUUUCUGAUUGUGACUCCCUAGAUGUGUUUUUUAAUUCCCAACACUACACCAAGACCCCUGAAGAGGCUGCUGCCAAGGCCUUAUUGGCAGGGCUGGACCUCAACUGUGGGUCCUUCUUAGGCAAAUACACCAAUGGGGCAGUGAAACAAGGGCUGGUCAAUGAAUCAGUCAUCGAUAAGGCUAUCUCGAACAACUUUGCUACAUUGAUGCGACUUGGUUUCUUCGAUGGUAAUCCAAGCAAGCAACUCUAUGGGAAGCUCGGGCCUAAAGAUGUGUGCACCCCAGCGAACCAGGAGCUGGCCCGGGAGGCCGCAAGGCAGGGGACCGUGCUGCUCAAGAACACUGCCGGUUCACUUCCUCUAUCGGUCACUGCCAUCAAGUCCUUGGCAGUAAUUGGCCCUAAUGCCAAUGUCACACACACCAUGAUUGGCAACUAUGAAGGCAUUCCCUGCAAGUAUGUUACUCCUUUGCAAGGCCUCACAGCAUCAGUUCAGACAACCUAUGCCCCCGGCUGUGCCAAUCCUGCCUGCAGCACGGCCCAAGUAGACGAUGCUAAGAAGAUAGCAGCCUCGGCAGAUGCCACCGUUCUAGUCAUGGGUGCAGACCAGUCCAUAGAAGCAGAAAGCCUUGACAGGAUUGACCUCACUCUUCCGGGACAACAGCAACUUCUAGUAACCCAAGUGGCAAAUGCAUCGAAAGGGCCUGUUAUUCUUGUCAUAAUGUCGGGAGGUGGCAUGGACGUACAGUUUGCAAAAGACAAUGACAAAAUAAGCAGCAUCCUGUGGAUCGGGUACCCUGGCGAAGCUGGUGGUGCCGCCUUGGCAGAUGUAAUUUUUGGCCGUUACAAUCCAAGUGGGAGGCUGCCACUGUCAUGGUAUCCACAGUCAUAUGCAGAUAAGGUCAAUAUGACAAACAUGAAUAUGAGGCCGGAUCCUGCCACUGGCUACCCUGGCAGAACAUAUCGAUUCUACACUGGGCCAACUGUCUAUACAUUUGGGGAUGGACUCAGCUUCUCAGACUUCAAGCACCGGUUAGUCCAAGCUCCUAAAGCAGUAUCUGUCCCCCUGGAAGAGGGCCAUGUUUGUCGAUCAUCGGUCUGCAAGUCAAUCGAUGUUGCAGAGCAGACCUGUGCAAAUCUUGGUUUCAACCUCCUUCUUAGAGUUAGAAACAUUGGGAAAAUGGGCGGCAGCCACACUGUUUUCCUGUUUUCAAGCCCCCCUUCUGUACAUAAUUCACCACAGAAGCAUUUGUUGGGCUUUGAGAAGAUCUCCUUGGCUCCAAAGGGAGAAGGCCUGGUUCAGUUCAAGGUAGAUGUAUGCAAGGAUUUGAGUGUGGUUGAUGAGCUUGGAAACCGGAAAGUCGCCUUGGGACAGCAUGUUCUUCAUGUUGGAAGCUUGAAACACUCCUUGAAUCUGAGGAUUUGAAUUGAAUGGACUCCAAAAGCAUCCGUGGCCAUUUCUUUUUCUGCUUCUUUGAUCUUGAUUUUUGGAAGAAAAGAUAAGAAAUCAUCAGUGUGGAAAUAAACAGGACCAACUGUAACAAAAUCUCUCUCAUUCUUGCCUUGUAGUUGUGGCCAAUUGUUCAGAACAUCCAAAGUUCAAAAUGCAAAGGAAGCUCAUGUUUUGACAGUUGCUUCUUUUGCCUUUGAUCCCAACUUAGAAAGCAAUGUCGUUUCUCUCUCAGUGCCUGCCAAACAAACAGUUCACUGAAUACGAGGUUUUAGCUUUCAUAAUGAUUUUUUGGCUUAUUUAAGAGGU